AUGACCGUCGGCUCCUCGACUGCCUCGGGGUCAGCAACGCCCACCAACCCCGUCGACGCCGAAUCCCAGCCUCUGCUCAAGCCAGCGCGUCCAAAGACCCCUCUCCCCAAACUUCAGCUCUUCCUCAUCUGCGUCGUUCGUCUCGCCGAGCCCGUCGCGGGUACCCAGAUAUUCCCUUAUGUCAACGAUAUGUGUGUACGGAUGGGGUAUGCCAGUAGCGAGGAGACGGUUGGGUUCGUUAGCGGGCUCAUCGAUUCGCUAUUCGCCUUCGUCCAACUGUUCACCGUCAUGUACUGGGGCCGACUCUCAGACCGCAUAGGCCGCAAGCCUGUCGUCCUCCUCGGCCUCUGCGGCGUCGCUUUCGCAACUCUAGUAUUCGGGCUAUCACAACAUCUGUGGCUCACCGUCCUUGCCCGCGCGAUGGGAGGGGCGCUGUCCGGGAACGGAGCGGUGAUACAGACGAUGAUAAGCGAGAUGACGGACGAGACGAACGAGGCGCAGGCGUUCGCUCUGUUUAGCCUUAUGUGGGCUGUGGGGUGUAUCGUUGGUCCCUCGAUUGGGGGGUUGCUCUCCCGCCCGGCGGGGAACUUCCCGAGUGUGUUUGGCGGGGUCCAGUUCUGGGAGAAGUACCCGUACUUCCUGCCGUGUCUGUGCAGCGCGGGCAUCACGGGCGUGUCGAUAUUGACGGCGUUGUUCUUCCUCAAAGAGACUCAUCCAGACAAAGCACGCCAUACCCAACUGCCCAAAGCCGUCCAAGCGUCCUACAGCACUAUCCCCCCCGAGCCGGACACGGAGUACCCGAUCCCUCCACCGCCCACCCGAUGGGAAAUCCUUUGCUCGCCGGCAAUCCCCACCGUCUUCCUCACAGCAUUCAUGAUGAUGCUCGUCGACGAAUCCUGGGACAUCGUCUUCAUCCUCUUUGCGUACACACAGGUCCGCCUAGGAGGAAUGAGCAUGAGCAACGCCCAGCUCGGGUACUGUCUCGCCGGUGCCGGGCUAACAGGGGCGUGUAUCCACCUCUUCCUCUUCCCGCGCUUUGCUCAGCGUUUUGGAGUGCCUAUGUACCCCUGGCUCAUAGGGCUGCAUAUCCCGAUGUUCGCCAGUGCGGCGCUGCUCAACGCACUCCUCCGUCUGGCCGGGAGCGGGCAGACGAGGGGAGAUAUCAACCCCUGGCUGACAUACACCGGCGCAGCGCUCCUCUUAGGCGCAAACGGGUUCGCAACCAUGGUAUUCCCUCUGAAUAUGAUGAUCGUGCGCCGAGCCGCGCCUAGCAAGCUAGCGAUGGGAGCGACGUACGGGAUGUGCCAGAUGGUGACGAGUCUCGCUCGGGCGGUCGCGCCUUGGUUCGCUAGUAGCUUGUUUGCUUGGACGGUGCAGACGGGGGCGUUGAGCGGGCAGAUGGUGUGGGGGGUUAUGGUCGUGCUUACGGGGUUGGCGGUGGGCCAGGCGUUGAGGGUUGGAGGGGCGCUGAGGGAGGCGGGCGAGAAGAGGGAGUUGGCUGGUGGGGAUGAGUAGAUGAGGCAGGUGCCUUCAUGGUACGCGUUUGUCCG
Messenger RNA from Dacryopinax primogenitus, 1550 nucleotides. Its product is annotated as MFS general substrate transporter. The record is from RefSeq and is a predicted model, not a curated record. Gene Ontology annotation, molecular function: transmembrane transporter activity. The transcript is spliced from 4 exons. NCBI's taxonomy places the organism in Eukaryota, Fungi, Basidiomycota, Dacrymycetes, Dacrymycetales, Dacrymycetaceae. Gene Ontology annotation, biological process: transmembrane transport. Bases 1 to 1515 code for a protein of 504 amino acids.